Molecule: messenger RNA, 1275 nt
Organism: Exophiala spinifera
Lineage: Eukaryota; Fungi; Ascomycota; Eurotiomycetes; Chaetothyriales; Herpotrichiellaceae
Exons: 2
Coding region: 1-1275 (424 amino acids)
Source: RefSeq, a predicted model, not a curated record
AUGACCAUUUCUCUACAUCUCCCUCCAGAGGUCCUCGCCACAUGGCCAACACCGAACUAUAUCAACCCUCCGACUAGAGGCCCUGGGCUGGAGGUAGUUUCCAUUCUCUUCAGCAUCGUAGGUCUUGCAGUUGUGGCUACCCGAAUAUAUUCGCGGUUGCUGAUCACUCGAGCUCCGGGGUGGGAUGAUUUCCUGAUCGUCGUGGGACUCGCCUUCAGUAUCGCCGCGUCUGUUAUGACCACUAUCGGCAACAAAUUGUAUUUCAGUGGGCGGCAUAUCUGGGAUGUCCCUCCAUCCACAUUCACGCCACUGCGACUGAAUGUCUGGAUUACCGAAUGGCUAGUGGUUCUUGCCGGGACCGCCAUCAAAAUCAGCGUUCUCCUGUUCUAUCGUCGUUUAAGCGUCAAGUUCCCCAGGGGAUUUCUGAUUGCCACAUGGGUUGGAAUUGUGUACAUGAUUUUAUAUGUGCUUGCAUUCACACUCACACUGCUGCUUAUCUGCCGACCAACUGAUUCAUAUUGGAAUUCCUUUACACCGAACUGGGCUGCGACUCACAAGUUUCAUUGCGCAGACCAGAGUGUCUCUAUUCCUUCGGCCGUCGGGUUGAGUGUAUUGGGUGAUUUUUACACAACCAUCCUGCCACUUCUGCUCAUUUAUAGGUUGAAGCUGCCACUGAAACAGAAGCUUGCCUUGUACAGCUUGUUUGCGCUAGGCUUUUUGGCAUGCAUUUUUGGCGUGAUCAGGCUUGUACUGCUAAACAAGCUGCUCAACGACACCUUCGACUUCACAUGGCUACUAUGGGAGAUGUGGAUUUGGUCCGUGGUCGAGCUAUACGUGGCAAUUUUCGCGGCCAGCGCUCCGGCACUCAAACCUUUCUUGCAGAGAUUCUUGAGCAUCUCGACGAAUGGCAUUGCAAGGAUUUCUAGACAACUCCAUGUUGACAAAGGGUUACCAGUACCCACUUUCCGCUUUGGAUCGCAUUCAUUAAGCAAUAUGACUGGCUCGUCUGAGGCGGAUGUUGAGAGCGUCGGCGGGGCCAAUAUUGGCGGCGAAAGGGGGGUGCGUGGAAGAGGUUUUUGGAGAGAUCAGGGACACCGCAUUAUCCACCACUUUCACAAAAGGCCAAGUCAAGGCCACCAGAUCACCUCAGCCCAUGUCACAGAACAGAACUCAGCCUCUGCCUUCCACCGACCAAGUUCAAAGCCCGAGAAUUGGUCUUCUAAAGUUACGACAUUGGACAAGCCUCUGCCGCUUCCACCGACCAGUAAAACUUGA